UUGAAAUUUGUUGAAUGGCAACAAAUAUCAUUCUUCUGUCGAACAUGGUGAUUUGAUUGUUGAAAGGUCUCGAAAAAUUCUUUUAUUAAUUAAUAACAUUAUUUCUUUGAAAAGUUAUGUUCAUCUCUUGGAAUUCCGGUUAUAAUAUAUUAAGCUCAAGUUCAACUAUCUGUUGACAAAGAAAAAUUUUCAUCAGAUGUGCUACAGUAAUUAUAGUUUUUUCCCAUGGCUACUUCAAGUAGUGGUCGACGCAGAGUCUCAGGCAAAUUAUAUGCUGCUGAAGAUCAGGCAUUCAGUCAAAUCGCAAAGGAGGCAGAUGAACAAAGUGAUAGACAAUUUGAACUUGCCAGUGAAGUUGCUCGCACUAAUCGACCUGUUGCGGAUGUGAGAACUCCAUCUUAUAUGUCAGGUGCAUCUUCUUACACUAGUUCAAGAAGAAGUAGUGAAGAUUCUACAGAUGCUCUUGAUUUGAAAGAAUUAAGAUCAUGUUUGAGUGGGAGAGAUUUAAAGAUUCAAAUCUCAGAUUUAGAAGAAAAGUUUCGAAAAGCCAUGAUUAGCAAUGCUCAGUUAGAUAAUGAAAAAUCUGCUUAUAUAUAUUCUGUAGAAACAUUAAAGGAUGAAAUUGAAGAAAUGACUGAAAAUCUUAAUGAGUCCAGAAAAGAAACUAGAGAAAAGAAACGGCUUUAUGACCAACUGAAAAGGGAUUUUGAAAAUUUGAAAGAAGAAAAUGAAUGUUUACUUUACAAUUUGAAGCAGAGAGAUCAAUUAAUAGAGGAUCAUGGGCUAGUUCUUGUGGGUGAAAAUGGAAUGAAUGGAGACAUUAGUGAAGAAUAUAUACACAAACCUUCUUCCAAUAAAAAGAGUAAGCAAUACUCCUCUGCAGCUUUGCUGUCUCAAAAAUCAGCUCAGCUUUUAGACCAAGUAGGAAAUGGUUCAUUAGAUGUUCGAUUAAAAAAGUUUAUUGAAGAAAAACAAGAAUUAUUAGAUGAAAUUUAUAGGUUAAGAUUGGAUUUAGAAGAAGAAAGGCAAAAAUUAUCAAAAAUGGAAAAUUCUGGUGUUAACCAUAAUCAUAUUAACGGGCCUGACACUAAAGUUCUAGAAGUACAACGUGAAGCCAACAAGCAAAUAAGUGAUUAUAAAUUUAGACUGAAGAAAGCAGAGCAAGAAAUUACUACUUUACAAAGCAAUAUUUCCAGGUUAGAAAGCCAAGUUAUUAGGUACAAAACUGCCACUGAAGAUGCUGAGAAAGUUGAGGAUGAUUUAAAAGCUGAAAAGCGAAAAAUACUGAGAGAGCUUAGGGAAGCUCAAUCUCGUAUUGAAGAAUUGGAAACUUCUAAUGCUCAUCUGCAAAAACGCAUUGAUAAACUAAAAUCUGCCCGCAAUGCCCUGAUCAAAAGUUAGCUUCAUCGAGCUUGUUAUACUUUGUAAAUGUUUGUAAAAAAUAACCCUUUUACUCGUUGUUGUGGGUAAAUAUAGUACUUGUACUUCCUGUCAUAAUAUGUUUAUCUGAAGAAAUUGUCUGAUUUCAAGGGUAAAGUUAUAGGGUGGUCAUUACUGUGAAAUAAUCUAACUUUAUGUAUAAAUUGCUGUACUUAUGCAUUCGUUGUUGUAAUUGUGUACAUGUAACACCUGUUAAUAUGUAAAGAAAAAAUUUUCAAAUUCACCUAAUUGUCCAAACUAAAUUCCUACAAAAUCAGUCCUUUUAUCAAGAAUAAUUUUUAUUAUUGUUUGAAACAAGUUUUUAAUUGCUAUUUUUUCUUUUCUAUUGUUAUUCCUAAAAAAUAGCAAUGCUAUAAAAAUUUUAAAGAAUAAAUCUAAUACUUUUUUUAGACAUUAUUGCUUUUGAUAAUUUUCUCUUAAUUUUUAUAUUGCUAUGCUACUUGAAUUGUAGGAAUGAAUAUGUAUUGUUUGUUAUUAUUAUUACUAUUUGAAACAUCUGAUUUUAAAACUUUUGUGAUAUCCACUAAUUAUAAUAUGAUUUUUGUUUGAGCCUAAAUCAUGUUUCCCGUCAUUGAUAUCAAUUGUGUAUUAUAUUUGGAUAUAAUUCAUUUUAAAGGAUUUUUAAAAAAAAAUUAUGCUGUGCUCUAAAUUGAAUCUGAUAUUGUAAAAAAAAUAAUCAUAACCUCUAUUUCCUUGCCUGUAUUUGGAUAAGUAUUAUUUGUUUUAGAUGUGCAUUAUUAUUGAAGGGCUUAAUAUAAUUUAGUGAUAAGCCACAUUCGUUACAAAUAUGUUUUUUAUAUCAGUUGUUCUUCUAUGGUAUUGUUUUUAGAUAGGUACUUAACAAGUUGCUGUAAUUUCUACUUAGAUCAUAAUACAGAAAAAAGAAUAAAAAACAAUUUGCCAUCAUGAAAUUCUUAUUUUUUUCCUUCAAAAAUACUGUCCUGAAAUGUGUUUGAAAAUGUGGCUUAUCAUUAUAUUUUCCCGAACCCUUCAAUUAAUGAGUGAUAUUAAUAUUGCGUUAGUUCCUCUGUUCCCAUUUGUAUCACUUAUUCGAUACAUCCCUUAAACUGUGAUGCUUUCUAUUUAAGUAUAGAAAUGUCUUUUUAUUUCCAUUUGUAAACAAGCCAUUUAGAUAACUAUAGUUUUAUACUUCUGAUUUUCAUAGGACCAAGACAUUGAACAUGUUGUAGUGUUUUCUUUAUGCUCUUAUUUUUUUUGCAUUUAUUAUUAAUUUUUAUUUCUUAAAAUACAAACAAUUUUUCAUUUGUAGAGUAGUAUGUUUUCUUCGAACUGUUAACUAAAGGAUUUGUGUGCUGUAUAAAUUUUUAGUAAUUCAUUACAGUUAGUACUUUUCUCAGGACGUUAAGUUGUUAAUCAUCUUAGCUGAAAUGUUAUAUCAUGUAGUUGAAACUGAUCAUAUACACCAAACCUACUUUAUAAACUAAAUAAUUUAAUUUAAUUAAAUUGUUAAUUAAUUGAUAAAUGCUGAAUAGUUACCAAACUUAUUCCAAAAAAGUCUUUUUUAUAAUAAUAGUGGGCGUCAACAUCUGGCAGUUGAUAUUUCAAUAUUUUUGCUUAGUUUAAUAAUCUUUUUAAAGGGAAAUUUUUUAUUUUCCCUUAACUUGCUAUACACUAUACAGAGAUUAAAAAAAAAAAAAAAACAUUAAUAUCUUGAAAUUUGCAUUACUUUGCUAACUUCAUUUUAGUCUGGUACAUAGUCGUGCAUACUUUAGUAUAUAAAUUGAUUUCAAAAAGGCCAAAUUAAAAAAUACAUACAUAAAAAUGAGUUUAUGAAAAUGAAACCUUUGAACAUCUUUUAUUUUCUGUCAUCUUUUAUUUAUAAAGUUUUGAGUUUAAAAGGAAAAAUGUUUGUUUUAUUUAUUCCUCUUAGAAAUACUUUUUCAAUUUCUUAGUUUCAAAAAUAAGUCCAUUCUCUUAGAAAGCAAAUUCGUUUUAAUACCUGCUGUUUAACGUGCGUCAUUUUCUGCUUAAUUUGACCAACUCAAAAUUGUUAAGUUAUUGAGUAUAUUUAUUAAUAGUUAAGUUGUGAGUCAUUACUUGAUUUAAAACUUAAUUCGUCUCACAAAAUAUACAAAUUUGAAAUGACAGUAUACAUGUUUCAAGCACUCAAAAAUAGACUCCCAUUUUCAAGACUCGCCAGACUUUCAUAUCUGGCAAGUAUAAAAAAUAGGAUUCUAUUUUUGAGCUCUUGAAACAUGUUAACUGUUAUUUCCAAUUUUUAUAUUUUUAAAACAAAUGAAGCUUUUAAUCAAGUAAAUCAUACCGUUUCAGUUUCUUAAGAUUAUUUAUUUAAUAUCAUUUACCAUUAUUAUUUUUAUGCAUUGUUCUGCAAUAAUUGAUGCCUAUUUUAUUAUAAACGUGUUUCUCUAUGCAGAUGAACUGUUUCUGAAUUCACUGUUUGAGUGAGUUCAAAUCUUUUAUUUAGUGGUUUAGUUUAAUCAUUGUGUAAGCAAAAUUUCAAUUGUUUUUUAUGUUUGAGAUGAUUAAACUAAGGUUGGAUAAACUUUCACUGAAAAAUAAACAAUUUUUAUUAGUAAAAAUACUUGAUUAAAAAAUAAUCAAAUAAUGAAAAUUACUUUGUUGUGGUGAUAUGAUCAGUAUUCAAAUUUAUUUCAUCUCACAAUAUGAAAUACUCAUUGCUUUUAAAACAAGUCAUUUAAUUAUUCAAUCCAUCUUAUUAUACAUCAAGUGCCAUUUUACUUUAUUUCUGUUUUUAGUAUGGGUGCUGUGCUUCCAUACAUUAUACUCAUUUCUAUUUUAGUAAACUAUGUAUAGUUCUAUCUCUGUUGAACAGAGUUUACUCGUUGAGCAUUUAGCUGUUGAUAUCUAUUUUCAAAUGAAAUGCUUCUUUUCCAUUUUUUCUUUCUUUCAUAUUACCUAUACACAUUCUAUAAGUUUAAAUAAAAUAAACUUUAGUAGAAAAUAUGCAAUUUUCUACUACCCAGUGCCUAGUGGGAAUUGUGUACAUUCCCUACAUUUUAUAAAACUUUUGCAAUUUUUUAUGGUAUUUAAAGAUGUAAAUAGCGUUCGGGGUUAUAGGUGGCAAAAAUUAAGUUUAUACGUUUUUAACAUUCUUUGUUUACAACACAUUGCUUUUUGGUAAAGGACUGCAGAUGAGCCUUCAUGUGUUGUUGCAAAUAACUUUUACAAUGAGUGUUUGCUUUUAUAUUUCUUGCACUAACUGCUUCACUUAAAAUGUUUGUAAUGAUUUAGACAAUGUUUUAUACAAGUUAUUCUAAAUUGUGUUUUAAAACAAAUAAUUUUUAUUUAUCAAUAUUUUGGCAAUAAAUAAUGAACUGUUUUCUAGUUAGAUACAAAAAAAGUAGUAGUCUCAGAUAUAAAUGACACAUCUAAGCGAUUUUUCAUUCAAAUGUGUACAUUUGUUUCACAAAUUAUUCAAAUGACUGCUUUUAAAAUUCACACUUUCUUUAAAUCUUACGAUGCUACAAAAUUUUGUCGUAAAGAAAUAAAUUUAAUGACAAAUUCUUCUUCCUGUCUGAAAAUAAGUUAUCUUGCAAAUUGUACUUAGUUUUCAAUUGUAAGUACUAGUAAAAUAUUUUUUUUAGUUAUUCUUUCAAUUGAAAUAUUUUUAGUUAAAAUAAUAUUGUUACGCAGUUGCACUGUAGGAUUAGUUUAUCGAAUGUCUUAAAUAGUUUCGUGGCAUAAUUUGCAUCAUAGAAAAAUAAUAAAUACUAUUAUGUUUAAGAUUUCAUUAGCACUGAUAAAUACAUUCCUUGAGAUAAAAGAUUUAUGCGGUCAGUUUCAAUUUUAAACAUUUAAAGAACUAAUUUACUUUAACCUGCUUUUUUGAAAACUUAAGUUUCUGUUUUAAAAUAUAAAAAUAUACUUUAUAUGCUUUUGUCGAUAUAACAAGGAAUAAAUAUGAAUGUGUUACUCUCUAAAAAACGAUCUAAAGUAAACUGAUUUGUUGUAGGUGCCUCUUUGCAAAAUUUUUGUGUUAUAUUUGCUUACAUAAAAUUAAAAAAUAGGUUUUGUUAAAAAAAAAACUUUAAAUAUUGAAAUUUCAUUAUAUUUUCUAUCCAAAAAAAUAAAUAUAUAUCCCCCCAAUCUAAUCCCCUUUCUAAAAAUAUAUGUGUAUAUAUUAAAAAUAAUUGCAUUUGAAACUUAACUUUAUAACUAUUGCAGUAAGUAUAUGAAAUUUAUUAUUUUAAUAUCUUCACCCAUGAAAAAUUUUAUCAUAAACUCCAAGUUAUUAAAAUUUUCACAUGAAAUCUAAUAUCAUUCAUUUUACAUCUUUGUCAUAUAAUUAAUUAAUUUGAGGUGGUUUAGUUGAAAGUAAUAAUUAAUUGUCAGACGAAGAAAAGAAGUGGCAUUGUUAGUAAAUUUAAAAUAUAGACAAGAAUAGUUAGUUCAUUGUAUAUUUACUAUGUAAUGUUAUUGGUUAAUUUAUUAUAUGUCCGGUUGACAAAUCUAGUUUUAUGUUGUGUAUAUAGUUCUUGUACAAUUUUUGUAGCUGAGCUGCUUGUAUGUACGGUACUACUACCAAGGUUUCUUACUUUGUAAUAUGUACCUGUAUAAUUUUAUAAAAUAAAAUUUUUUUCAUACAUCAA
This is a messenger RNA of Parasteatoda tepidariorum (common house spider), 6032 nucleotides long. RefSeq names its product leucine-rich repeat flightless-interacting protein 2. Lineage: Eukaryota; Metazoa; Arthropoda; Arachnida; Araneae; Theridiidae. The record is from RefSeq and is a predicted model, not a curated record. Gene Ontology annotation, biological process: regulation of DNA-templated transcription.